AUGAGACUCGCUCACAUUCUUAUCCCGCUCUUCUGCGCUCUGCUCGCACAUGCUCUGCCGCCGUUCCUCCAUUUGCGACGCUGGGUCGACAUAUCGUCUCUUCCAGCGGCUGCACUUUCUUCCGAACCAGACAAUAUACUGUCCUUGGCCGACUCAGAUGUCCCUGCAAUUACCAAGCCCGAUGCCUGGGAGACGGGAUACCCUUUGCACACGACUGCCCUUUUAGCUGGCGCUGCUGCUGCGACUCCGCCGCCGAAGCCCCGUGUGACUGCUACCCCGGCUGCGCUUAAACGUCCAGCAGCAGUUCAUCAACCCGUUCAAAAGAAAGUCGCUAUUAAGAAGCCUAUUCCCAAUACCGGAGCUGGAGCUGCAGCUGGGGCCAAAGCGAAAGCCAAAGUUGACGCCAAAGCUGGUUCGGCCCAUGGCGUCCCUGUCCCUCUCGAGAAGUCUUCUGCGUACAUGGCAGAAGUAAGACUAUCCGAGAACACCGACUGA
This is a messenger RNA of Xylona heveae TC161, 495 nucleotides long. RefSeq lists its product as hypothetical. The coding region runs from base 1 to 495 and encodes 164 amino acids. The transcript has a single exon. Lineage: Eukaryota; Fungi; Ascomycota; Xylonomycetes; Xylonales; Xylonaceae. The record is from RefSeq and is a predicted model, not a curated record.